Messenger RNA from Aureobasidium melanogenum CBS 110374, 1023 nucleotides. RefSeq lists its product as uncharacterized. The record is from RefSeq and is a predicted model, not a curated record. Bases 1 to 1023 code for a protein of 340 amino acids. Gene Ontology annotation, molecular function: DNA-binding transcription factor activity, RNA polymerase II-specific. NCBI's taxonomy places the organism in Eukaryota, Fungi, Ascomycota, Dothideomycetes, Dothideales, Saccotheciaceae. Gene Ontology annotation, biological process: positive regulation of transcription by RNA polymerase II. The transcript is spliced from 3 exons.
AUGGCCGACGGAGUCCUAUCCCCGCCAGAUCUCCUGGCUGCAACAACUCCAGAUCCACUCAACAUGAACACUCCGGACUUUGCCCUCACGCCGUCCACGGCUGCCACCACCGCCCUCGCUACACCCAGCUCUAUCCAACACGUCCCUCAAUCGUCCGCAGCAAAGCCUGCAAAGAAACGCAAGUCGUGGGGUCAGGCACUCCCCGAACCCAAGACCAACCUGCCGCCUCGCAAGCGGGCCAAGACUGCCGACGAGAAGGAGCAGCGUCGCAUCGAACGCAUCAAGCGCAACCGCGCCGCUGCACACAACUCUCGAGAACGCAAACGCCAGGAAGCCGAGCGUCUCGAAGUUGAGAACCACGCCCUCAAACAGCAGAUCACCGCUCUGCAACAACAACUCGCCCAGAAGGAUGUCACCCUUGACAAGUGCAAGGACAUGAUCCCUGGCGGUCUCCCUCAACUCACCCAGGAAGAACUGGCAAACAUCAAGGUGCCCGAAGAAAGCACCGUCUCUCCUUCGUCAUCAUAUGAUACCAUCGACCCUCGUGCCUCUCUGGCGCCUUCAUCCAUUAACGAAGACUACAUGACGCCAUCAAUCAAGAUGGAGCCCAUGUCGCCGGCUUCUCAGAUGCACCUCCCCCCUUCGGCUGUCCACAGGACAAGCAUCUCGCUCGACCAGACACAACAUUCUGCUGCGAUGUUGUGCGACCUGCAGUAUUAUAAUCUAUUUGAUGCAUCUGAACAUCAUGACCUUUUACAAGAGCCUCAUGGUAGCUUCGUGGACCUUAUGGCCGACUCGUAUGGCCACGAUGAUGAAUCAGGUCUCAGCCACUUUGACAACCUCAUCGAAUACGAUGAUGUGCACUCCAACUACACGACGAACGCUACGACGACUGACGGCGGCGACGACAUCUUCAACCUCUCUAGCUAUGGCCUCAAGGACACUUUUCUUGCUCCUGAGCUUACUCUCGCAUCGGCUCCCAACCUCUGCGACUUCAGCGCAACUUUUUGCGACGGGUCCUAG